GAGGGGCAGUAGUGAGGGUCAGGCUCCAUGACGGGAUGUGUUGUUGUUGAGUUGAUGCUCUAACUUUAUCACGAAAUGCCGCUCCAAAUGCAAGGAGGCCUUAUGCAGAACAAUGUAGAGCCAAUGGUAAUUGAUAUGGCAGUGGAGGAAAAUGACAAUACAGAGGAUGAGCCAGUUAUUGUGGAGAGUACGUCAUUGGACCUUGAGACUUACGCCAACUGCUACACAGGCCUUGCAAAGUUACAGCGACUCGUCUUUAUAGCCGACCGAUGCCCCCAGUUACGUGUGGAAGCUCUUCGAAUGGCCAUACAGUAUGUCCAGACAACUUACAAUGUCAACUUAUAUACUCAACUCCACAGGAAGAUGCAAGAAGCAGUCAGUGGAGCCAAUGCAGGAAAUGCAAGCUUACCAGAUAUAGCAGGAGGUCAGGUGGGUGGCGGGGUCGUAGCCACCUUACCUGUCCUCGACAUGCAGUGGGUCGAAUCUCGUGCCAAAAAAGCUGCGUUGAAAUUGGAGAAACUUGAUACUGAUCUAAAGAAUUCUAAGGUUAACAGCAUCAAGGAGUCAAUUCGUCGAGGCCAUGAUGAUUUAGGUGAUCAUUAUUUGGAUUGUGGUGAUCUUUCUAAUGCCCUGAAGUGUUAUUCUCGAGCCCGGGAUUACUGCACCUCCUUCAGACACAUUAUCAAUAUGUGUCUUAAUGUGAUUAAGGUUUCCAUCUACCUAAAUAACUGGUCACAUGUCUUGAGCUACGUAAGCAAAGCUCAAGCAACUCCAGAAGUUUCAGAAUCUAGGCCAAGCAAUAACAAAGACCAAUCGGCUGUAAUCCAGACCAAAUUAACGUGUGCUGCGGGGUUAGCGCAACUAGCCACAAGAAAAUACAAGGUAUGCUGUUUGAAGUGAAUCUGCUGCUGAUAGGUGAUGCCAGGC
Homarus americanus (American lobster) is the source of this 927-nucleotide messenger RNA. Its product is annotated as COP9 signalosome complex subunit 1-like. The coding region runs from base 76 to 900 and encodes 274 amino acids. Gene Ontology annotation, cellular component: COP9 signalosome. NCBI's taxonomy places the organism in Eukaryota, Metazoa, Arthropoda, Malacostraca, Decapoda, Nephropidae. The record is from RefSeq and is a predicted model, not a curated record. The transcript has 7 exons.